Molecule: messenger RNA, 2626 nt
Organism: Cyclopterus lumpus (lumpfish)
Lineage: Eukaryota; Metazoa; Chordata; Actinopteri; Perciformes; Cyclopteridae
Gene: cdkn2aip
Product: CDKN2A interacting protein
Exons: 4
Coding region: 451-1401 (316 amino acids)
Cellular component (GO): nucleoplasm; nucleolus
Source: RefSeq, a predicted model, not a curated record
UGGAUGUAGUAACGGGCGAUCUGUCGCUUUCCCUUAUCUUUUUUUUAAUAAUACUUUUAUGUUAAUGUCACAAAAGUGUUUACUGUUAUUCCACUUUUUAGAUACACGAGACUAUACAAAAAGCAUCCGCUGUUAUAUUGUAUUUAUUUUGCAACGUUAACAAAAAGUAAACGAAUGAUAAAGCGCUUCUGGGAAAUGUAGUUUAAAAAAAACAACGUUCAUUUUAUACAAAUAUCACAACGGUGUAUACUGUUAUUCAACUGUUUGGAUAUACGAGACGACACAAAAGUAUCCACAGUUCUUUAAUUUUUUAAAUGUUUUAUGUUAACAAACGUUAAGGCGCUUCUGGGAAAUGUAGUUCGUAUCCCUCGUAGCGCCGUCACAGCCCCGCGUCACCAUUCGGCCAUGUAGCUAGCUAGCAACACCUCGCAACGGAGAGAGCUUGCAGGGAUGGCGUGCGAGACGAGCGAAGAGGACGUUGUUUCGGAGUACCUGGGCCAGAACCCGCAGCUGGAGCGGUGGGUCGACACCCUGAGGACCCGCUGCGAGAGCAACAAGCAGUGGGUGGCUCGGAGGGAGUUCAUCCUCAGGAACAUGGAGGCUUUCCCCGCAGUGGAGCCCGGGGUGCCCAGCAGCAGCCUGGACAAGCUGCUCUCCCUGUCUAUGGUCUGGGCCAAUCACGUGUUCCUGGGCUGCAGCUACCCACAGGCUGUGAUGGACAAGGUCAAGGAGAUGGGCGAUGGGAUCGUGGUCAUCGAUGCCCCGGUUCACAAAACCACAAAAGAUGGACUCCUGGCCCGAGGGAAGCGGAGCGCCACGGCUGAGGGCGACGCCGACGGCGCUGUGAAAAGAGCCAAAUUUGGAUCUAACGAGCUCGACGGUCGAGCGGCUUCGUGGCCGGCGAGUCAGAAAUCGGGACCUCGGCCCCAGGCGCCGGCGCAGCGCCAGCCCUUCUUCAACCGCCUCUACAAGGCCGUGGCCUGGAAGCUGGUGUCGGCGGGCGGCUUCGGCCCCAACUUGGACCAUUUUGAAAUCCUCCGCAGCUGCGUGGAGUCGUGCAAAGAGACCCUGACCAGCGUGUUCGUGCCGCUGAAGGACAUCGCCGGCCUCCCCGCCGGUCGCACGCAGAAGGAGGGCCACGUGUGCGAGAUCCGCUGUCAGACUGUGUACAUGGGGACCGGGUACGGCCGGGACGAGUCCGCCGCCCGGGCCAUGGCGUCCAAAGAGGCCCUGAAGGUCUUUCAGGGGCGGAAAGUGUCGGUGAAGAUCUGCAGGCGGAGGUUCAAAGGGAAGGACGUGGAGGAUUUGAUGCUGUUGGACGAGCAGCCUCGGAGUCAGGGCUUCCCGCCCGCCAUCAGCUACCCCUUCGAGGCCGAGAAGCCGGAAGGCGGGUCCUCGUAGACCCUGGCCGGAAGGCGGGUCCUCGUAGACCCUGGCCGGAAGGCGGGUCUUCGUAGACCCUGGCCGGAAGGCGGGUCCUCGUAGACCCUAGCUGGAAGGCGGGUCCUCGUAGACCCUGGCUGGAAGGCGGGUCCUCGUAGACCCUAGCUGGAAGGCGGGUCCUCGUAGACCCUGGCUGGAAGGCGGGUCCUCGUAGACCCUGGCUGGAAGGUGGGUCCUCGUAGACCCGGCCGGAAGGCGUUCUCCCACAACACUUUGGUAUCGCAGGGCAGCCGGAGCACCCAGAAGGAACCGUCUGGACUACAUUCACAACCGCUUUCAGUUUUAUUGACAGUGUGUGGAGCAGGCGGCCGUCAUUCAGGAGUCGAACGGCCGUAAACUGAAAAAAAGAAAAUAAAAGAAAGCUCGACCGACAGAAGAGUUUAAAAGAGGAUUAAAGUGCGUCUCAGAAUACGUUGGGAGGAGCCGGUUCAUCCGUUUCUCCCUUUUUGGUCCAAACCAACGGACUUGCUGUUGUUUUCUGACGCGGACGAACCGAUAACUCGUCUUUUUUACAGUUUUGAUGACCUGUCACUUUGUUAGGGUCCAGAUUUUGGCAUCACGAUGCAAAAAAAAACAGAAUACUUUUUAUAAUUCUGAGUUACUUUAGUGUUCAUACCGGUUAACAUUGAGAAAUAUGAGGAACAAGUCCUGACGUUGUUUUUGUUUAUUUUUUCAACUCAAUUUACUUUUCUUUCUUUAAUCAAAUGACCCCGUUGACCUUUUUUUUUUUUUUUUUUUGGAAUCGUUUCAUCGUCGUUUCUACUGACUCAAAGUUUCUUUAAUCAAAGUAUUCCUUCAAAGAAUUGACUUACUUAUUAUUUUUAUUACAGGAUGUUUAAAGAUGCCAAUUACAGUUCUACUGCUUUUAUUUUAUUUCAUGGUUUAUCAUCACUGAUUUAAAAAAAAAAAGAAAGACUGAGACCCACAAUGUUGAGAAGUAUCCAGAGAAUCCCUCAGUUUGAUGGCUUCACGUGCACGGCUUCACGUGCACGGCUACGUGUUUGAGGGUAAAGUGCUGCUGCGACGGGUGAUUUAUUUGAGUUUGGUUCCUUUUCUUUUUCUGUUCCAGUUUGGGUUGAAGGUGAACAGGGUUCCCCGCAGGGUUCCUGUACGUUUACACCAGUGGUUCUGUUUCUAAAUAUAUUUUUAAAUAAACAAGAUAAUUUAACCGAGUAAAGUUUUA